This is a messenger RNA of Volvox carteri f. nagariensis, 1352 nucleotides long. RefSeq lists its product as uncharacterized. The record is from RefSeq and is a predicted model, not a curated record. Lineage: Eukaryota; Viridiplantae; Chlorophyta; Chlorophyceae; Chlamydomonadales; Volvocaceae. The transcript has 6 exons. The coding region runs from base 197 to 1048 and encodes 283 amino acids.
CCCCUGAUAAACUUAACAUCGUGUCUAAGUUCAUGCUUUUUCACAAUGGUUGAGAUAUUCAUUCCAUCCGCAAAUAGUUAAUACUUCUCGGUUUAUUGUUACGAUUAUGAAAUAGUGUCAGCAAGGAAAGAAGAUGCGGCGAAAACAUUGAUUGUUCAGUUACCGAUCAUCCUAUCCUAGGUACUGUUUUGUUUUCAUGGAUGUUCAGGUGCCAAGCACGUCCGCAGUGACAACGGGGGGAGCCAGUCCCCGGGCUGUUGCCUCGCCGUCGUCCCGUGUACGAUCGAAUCUGCAAGACUCGAUAUCCGCGAGCAAGCUCUAUAAGGACCUAUCGCCGACACGCGCAUACCAGAGCAGUCAUGAUGAAAGCCGUGUUGCUUUGCCUGAUCUUUUUAAACAAAAGAACAGCUUGCAAUCGUUGCGCCCCACAUACGCGAACGAACCGAUUGGAGUUGAUGAGGACGACGCUGGCCGGACGCCCAAGCUGCUGCAGAGGUUGGAAACUUUGCUAGAGGAGAAGCUCAGCCUUGUGGAGCGCCUCGGCAACGGGAACAAAGGAUUUGCAGCUGCGCAGCUUCGGACAGAUGCCUUUCGGCAGGUUUUCGAUGCGUUCUUGCACAGCUUUACGACGUACCGGUCGCUCCUUUUGCGGAUCAAGCAAGAGUACGAUGUCGCAUUGGACGAUGCGCUGGCGUCACUAUAUGACAACGUGCACAUGAAGGCGGAGCUGGCAGUGGUAGAUGAGCGGAUGGCGAGCGCCAUACAGCAAGCCCGUGCUCGUGCGCUUGAGGAUGCUAGCGCUGUCCGCAAGGAGCUGCAAGAUCAGCUAAACAUGGAGGAGAGCAAAGCGCUCCAGGCUGAGGCACGGUGCCAAGCCGCGGAGCAGGAAAUCCAAGCAUGCAAGGCGACAAUCCAGCAGCUUAAGCGGGAAGCGGCUGAACUACAGAAGGCAAACAACGACCUGAAGCUGCAGCUGCUUUUAAAGAGCAGCUGGGGCAGCGGACUGUUAAUUGGUCAGAAGUCAGAACCGCCAACAACUACACCCUGACCGUUGCAAUGUGCCACAUAUAGAGGGCAAGGCCCUUCCAUCCAAUCCGACUUCGUAUGCAUGUCACGGCUGCGAAUCCAUCCCGUGCCGUACGUAAUAAAGAGUCGAAUGCCUGGUAAAGCAGGUUUCAUUUACCCGCCACGUGCUUCGCGACGAGUUGCAUCGUGUAGUACUUCAACAUCGACGGCCCCCGGUGGCAACUGUAGACAGAAAAUCAGGUUGCAAUUGCAUAGGUGGAUUAAGUUGCUAUGCAAGAAAUGUAUUAAAUCAUUCUGCAAUCGUCUGUAACCAUACGGUGUGGGUA